This is a messenger RNA of Fukomys damarensis (Damara mole-rat), 2409 nucleotides long. RefSeq names its product flagellum associated containing coiled-coil domains 1 (gene Flacc1). The transcript is spliced from 15 exons. Lineage: Eukaryota; Metazoa; Chordata; Mammalia; Rodentia; Bathyergidae. The record is from RefSeq and is a predicted model, not a curated record. Bases 502 to 1779 code for a protein of 425 amino acids. Gene Ontology annotation, cellular component: cytoplasm; outer dense fiber; sperm fibrous sheath.
UUCUCUUUUUAAGAAUGGGGUCCCCUGAGCCAUUGAGGCGCUACCAUUCUGUUUCCAUAGUGAUAAAAAAAACAAACCUUCACCCGUGUCUGCCAAGGAGGAACCUUGCAAGUCAGGCUCUACUCUAGGUAGAGGGGUGAAUUUCUCCUCCUGUCUGACUUUCAUUACAACACCAGGAGAUGGAUUGGAUUAUCUUCAGAAGUCCUGUUCAUGCCAACUCAACCUUUGUGGAAACUCUGGACUAGAUUCCAUGGAAGUCUGUCUCUGCGCUAUACAUACUGUGGAUUUCUGCUUUGGUUUCUCCAACACUUGGAAUACCACUGAAGUUCUGGAUUCUGGAAUCUCUGAAUUUAACCUCAAAUGAAUUCAGAUUUUGUGUUGUUGGGAAAUAGUUUCUCUAUAAUAUUUUGGUUUCUUUAAGAUACUUGAUUUGGGAAGGAACCACAUGAGAAAAAUCUUUGAGCAAUCCAAGUGAGAGUAAAGCCUGUGCCCAACCUGGCCAUGUACCACAACCCUCUUGUCUACUGCACCUGCUGGGACCCCUGGGGCCUGGGGCCAAGGAAGCUUAUCAAGACCCCUCGGCCACCAAGCAAGUCCUCCUGCAGGAUGCCCAAGCUAACUCCUGUGCUACCAGUUUUGAAAGAACACGAUUACCUCCAGCCCCCACCAGCAACAAAGCCUACUGUUGCCCCAAAAGUGAGUGUCUAUCCUGGGAGGUUGGAAGACAGCCAUAAGUCACCUCAAGAGGUGAUCAAGGUGUCGCCUGGCUAUGAACUGGUUCGGAAUAGAGAGCAAAUUUCUGUCACCUUGGGGGAUGAGAUGUUCAGUGGGGAAAAGCAGUUGGAACCUGAGAUCACAGACAGAGCCAACAUUUCCAGGACCAAUAUCAUUUGUGACCUUGAAGAGCAGAUCUCGGAACUGACUACAAUAAUAGAACAAAUGAAUAGAGACCACCAGGCUGCCCGGAAAUUGCUCUGCAAUGAAAUGGAACGCCGCUGUGAUGAGAUGAAGCAGAACUUUAAAAACAAGACCAGGGCACUCAAAAUGGCUCACAAAGCAGAGCUGGCUGAGUUAGAGCACAACUACAGAGAAGCCCUGAAGGCCGAGAAGUCAGCUGCCCAAGGGAAACUAGAGGAGAUGCAGAAGGAAUACAAGUAUUUGAAGAACAUGUUUCACAUGUACCAGGACACCAUUCACGAUGAGAUGGAAGACAAGUGGUCCCAGCGAAACGCAGAGUGGGCGGAGGGCGAGAAGAUGGAGCGGGAGAAGAUCCUGCUGCAGCACAAAUACAAGAUGACAAAAAAGUUUGAGUUAGAGUCAGAAGAGGAAAAGAGAAGAAUGAGUGAAUCCUUUAGUGCUACCUUUGAGAGCUUCGUGCAUGAGAAGGAGGAGCUCUUGAAGCAACAUGAAAGGGACACCAAGCAAUUACAAGAGAUGAGGAAGACCAAAGAGAUCAUAGAGGAAGAGUUACAUGCACAAGCGCUUAUUCUGGAGUCACUCAACACAAACCUCUACCAAACUCAGCUGGAACUCCAGAAAGAGAAAGCUGCAGUGGGAAGCCUGGAGAAAAUGCUGCAGAACAAGCUUGCUGAGGUUGAAGACAAGUACAAGUGUACCAUACAGAGUCUUACGGAAGAAAACAUUCAUCUAAGGCAAAAGAUAGUUACCAAGAAUGAAGAGAUUUGUGAGAGACCAUCUGAGAGCUCCACCUCUGCUACUCCUUGUGAGCGUGACUUGGGCAUGUUAGAAGAUGGUAGUGACAAAAGAGGAGAAUCAUAAACAAGACUGCUCUCCACAGCCAAGGAGGUGGGGAGCCAGCCUUGCAGGCGUAGGGAAUGUCUGGGGGCUUUCUUGAGAAAAGCUGGUAAUGAGUUGACUUCUCGGGUGGCUCAAUUUUUGCCACACUUAGCUUUCGUCUGAGAGGUGGGGAAUGUUGGAACUCUCAUCUCAAGGGCACACCUUCUGUAAACUCUGGAAACUGAUGUGCUCUAUGCCUGGAAGCUUUCUCUGGGCUGGGUACUAUUUUCUCUUCCACUUUUGCAUAUUUGACUAAAAAGAGACUAUAGUAAUUUGAAAGCCUUCUUCCUCCUGAAUGCUGAGUUUAUUUCAAGUUAUAGUUUUGUCCUCCUGGAGUAUUUAGCUAACAAGACAGAUAAUGGAUUGAUUCGAUCCCAGAGCUUUGCCCUCGAACCUGUGCCCAUAAGCCCACUUCCCUCAUGUCCUUGCACCUGUGAUUCGGGAAGAGGAGUCAGACGAUCCUGGCUCUGUUCUCUAAGCCAUCAUGAGAAUCCCAGUGCCCACACAGUGGGCAGCAACAUUGAAUGGAGCAGACGUAAAGAAGACAAUCACAGAACACAGAGACAGUGGCCACAGACCACAGCCUGACAGGCAUGGCUACCAACCUGAUUU